UGUGCAGAAAGGAUAUAUAAAUUGAUUAUAUAAAUUGAUAUUGUUACGCUUCAACUCUCGCUGCAUUAUAUUUCAGUACUUGUUGCUGAUUGACAAUGUCCACGUAUUGGGUCCUUUUUUUAAUUUAAGAAAAUGCAACAGAAUUAGAGAAUUAAUUAGAGUAUUAUAUAAACAGAGCGAUUAUAUAAAGAUAAUAGUUCGCAAAAGAUCUGCUUUCUCACUUAUUAAUAAUGCAGCUGGUCACGAUCGCAUCAUUUCUUAUAUUAUUCUGUGGCUUUUUUGAUAUGAUAAUGGUCACGACUGUCACAAGCAAUGACCAAGAUACGACAUUUAAUGAUGCGUCAGUAAACAAAAGCAAUUGGUCAACUUCAUGUAUCUUAGGCGUUAAAUAUGUCUCAAUAGCUUUGUAUACGAGCGAUAUUCCUAAUGGAAAAUUUGUUCAAGUAAACGAAUCCUGCAAUUUUUUAAAUUCCUCUACAUCGAUUUUUUUUAUGACUCAUGGAUUUAUUGCAAAUUUUUCCAAUUAUAACUUAUCUGUUGUUGCUUCUCAAUUGUUAAAGAAACAUUAUGCAGUAUUUUCAUUAGAUUGGUCUGAUGCAGCGUGUUAUAACGACCCAGCCGUCAUAAAUCUGCUAGAAUAUCCCUUCGCAGUACAUAACACUCGAGAAGUUGGUAAUUACUUGGCAAGCUAUAUCAAAUCAAUAUGCGAUACAUGCAGCAUUUCAUUCAAAAACGUGGCACUUAUAGGCCAUAGUCUUGGUGCACAUAUAAGUAGCUUUGCCGCAAAAAAUCUUCAGACAUCGGGUUAUGGCAAAGUUUCGCUUCUCAUUGGUUCCGAUCCUGCGGGUCCUCUUUUCAUACUUAGCGGUCCCGAAAAUAGAUUUUCUGACACAGACGCCGAACGUGUCGUAGCUCUUCACACAUCUGCUCUCGGAUUACAGAAAUCUCUAGGUCAUCUCGAUUUGUGGUUCAAUAACGGAUUAAGCCAACCAGCAUGUGGUGACCAGAUAAUCGGUACUCUGAAAGUCAAUUGCUCACAUAAUAUAUGCAUCAUGUAUCUUGCUAGUAUGUGGUCAGAUGAUUGUGUAUUUAUUGGUGUUCCUAUACACCGUAGAAUUGAUAUUCCUGGUAUGCCUGGUUGUUCUGAUAGUACCAACUGCAUUAUCGUGGACAACAAGAUAUUCUAUAACACUACCAUAGUGGGAGAUUAUUGUGUUUCUGUCACAUCAGAAUAUCCUUUUUGUAUAAAGAAAGAUGAAUUUGCAUGUCGAAAAAUUACAAACAUACUUGACACUUUAAUUUCAUAG
This is a messenger RNA of Atta colombica, 1307 nucleotides long. RefSeq names its product phospholipase A1-like. Gene Ontology annotation, molecular function: lipase activity. The coding region runs from base 231 to 1307 and encodes 358 amino acids. The transcript is spliced from 11 exons. Lineage: Eukaryota; Metazoa; Arthropoda; Insecta; Hymenoptera; Formicidae. The record is from RefSeq and is a predicted model, not a curated record.